Molecule: messenger RNA, 2227 nt
Organism: Branchiostoma belcheri (Belcher's lancelet)
Lineage: Eukaryota; Metazoa; Chordata; Leptocardii; Amphioxiformes; Branchiostomatidae
Product: adenosine deaminase-like
Exons: 11
Coding region: 122-1168 (348 amino acids)
Biological process (GO): inosine biosynthetic process; purine ribonucleoside monophosphate biosynthetic process; negative regulation of adenosine receptor signaling pathway
Cellular component (GO): external side of plasma membrane; cytosol
Molecular function (GO): adenosine deaminase activity
Source: RefSeq, a predicted model, not a curated record
GUACCUAUAUGACCUUUGACAGUACUUUGUGGCCAAACAACAACGUGCUGGCGAAACAACGCCCCCGCGGAGCAAAGUCCAACGCAAGAAUACCCAACAAGGAAUACUUCCAAGUUCCAGCAUGGCUGAAUUUGAUCCCAGUAAGAAGUGGGUUGAGCUUCACCUUCACCUGGAUGGAGCAGUUCGAACGGAGACACUCCUGGAAGUUGCCAGGCGUCGUGGCUUGUCCUUGCCGGCAGACACAGUAGAUGACUUGGUGCCACAUGUGAGCAUGAACAACCCAGGCCACAUCGACGACAUGUUCCACGCAUUUCACACCCUAAUACCAGUCCUCAGUGGUGACCAUGCGGCUAUUCGGAGGAUAGCGUAUGAGUUAUGUGAGGACCAGGCUCAACAGGGGGUUGUGUACUUUGAAGCACGUUACUGCCCACAUCUACUCACAAGUAAUCUCACAGGUGAGAGUGGAGAUGACCCAACUGCAGCUGAGGUUGUGGAGCUUGUCAAUGCAGGCCUGCAGCAGGGGAGUAAGGACUAUAACAUACAAGCCAGAAGUCUGCUGUGUGCCAUCAGGGAACAUCCAGAGUGGUCCCAUGAGAUGGUGGAACUAUGUGGGAAGUACAGCAGUGAUGGUGUGGUGGGGCUGGACCUGGCAGGAGGGAAGGUUGGAUACAAAGAAGAUGCAAACCUACCUCAUAUCAAGGCCUUCCAGGAUGCCCAAAGGCUUGGAGUCCAUCGAACAAUUCAUGCAGGGGAGGUCGGAGGGCCAGAAAUAGUUGAGGAGGCAGUGACAGAGAUGCAUGCAGAGCGUAUAGGCCAUGGAUAUCAUGUCUUGGAUGAUGAGGACUUAUACCAACGUCUCAAGAAGGAAGGCAUGCAUUUUGAGGUGUGUCCUGUGUCCAGCUACAUGACAGGUGCUGUACAGACAGACUUCAAACAACAUCCAGCCAAGAGGUUUGCCCAAGAUGGCGCCAACUUUUCCCUGAGUUCUGAUGAUCCCAGAGUCUUCCUCACAUCACUGACAAGAGAACGGAAAUUUGUGAAAGAAAACUGGGGCUUUGAUGAUGCCUUGAUUUCUACCCUGAAUCUGAAUGCAGCACGAGCAUGUUUCUUACCGGAGGCAGACAAGGCCAGACUUGUGAGCCACGUCCAGAUGCUCCAGGGACCCUGAGCACCUGACUGAGUGAAUAGUGCUAGUCUCACUGAAAUAAAAACACCUGCAGUGGGUGUUAUUGGAAGACAGGCAAAGUCCAGACUAAAAACAAGAAAUAGCCAUGCCUUCAAGUACCAGAGUUAUCAACCAAGAAUUCAAGAUGUUCAAAACCUCAUUCUUUCUUCGAACUAUUGCAGAGUGGGGCUUGCUGUCACUAAGUACAGUAGAGGCGUUAUAUUACAUAGCUUUAAACAAUGUUUAGAGUUAGUCUUAGAUGUUCAAGGGUUACAUGUAGGUGUAACAAGUCGUUCGGUGUAAAAUAGCCAACUGCUGCCGCGCCGCGUGCCUGGAAAGCUGGUGUGUUAUGACGAGGGGCAGUUAUGCUGGCUAUACAGAAUACAGAUACAGAAUGGUCAUAUAAAUACUCACAACAACACUUACAUUAUUGAUAUUAAGUCUAACUAUAAAACAGCUGUAAGCACUAGUAUAUUGCUUUGUUGUAAACUAAUUUUAAUAACCAGGUAUAUAUUUUACAUGAUUUAGAUUUAGAUUUACUAAUUGUUUUGUUUAUUAUUGGGGGAGAUAAGAAUAGUGAAACAGUGUGCCUGAUUGCACACCAAUCCUUUGGUCAGUUGUUCAAACUUGUCAAGUUGACCUCAGUUUUUUAUCUCCUGUUGAUGUUUCUCAUCAUAAAAACUAGCUGCUUCUGAUCUCAGCAAUGUCAUGUGGCAAUUGUAAUUAUUGAAUAAACUAUAUGAGAUUUAUUAGAUAGAGGUGUAUGAAAAUAUGAGAUGUAAAAAUUGCAUUGCAAAGGAAAUCAAGUUUGAUACAUCUAAUAGAACUAAAGUUAGGUUACCUAUAGAUUUCUUGAGGUUUCAAUAAUUUUAAGUAUAUACUGUGAUGUUUUCGUCAAUCUGUUGUUUUUUAUCAAAUGGUAUCAAUUUGUCAUUUUUAUCAUGUACUUGUACCUGUAGCUCUAUUGAGAGUCUUGCAUGGGGACUCUCAAGAUAUGAUUUACUAAUUUACCUUGAAUGUGCAUUACAAAGCAAAUAAAACAAGAAUUUGGAGAUCUCAUAC